Molecule: messenger RNA, 3492 nt
Organism: Closterium sp. Naga37s-1
Lineage: Eukaryota; Viridiplantae; Streptophyta; Zygnematophyceae; Desmidiales; Closteriaceae
Source: the annotation of a GenBank genome assembly
AUGCGCGACGUCGCUGGAGACGUCGCAGGCGAGUCGCACGCCGAAAAUGACGACUUAACCACGUCGUCGUUCGACGAAACGACAGGCGGAAGCGGAGCCGCCGUCGACGGCGUCUCGGCUGAUCUCUCUACUAGCCGUCGACGGCGGCGGGGUCUUUGGCGGGCGUUAGUCAACAAACAGACAGAUGAUGCCACGGGAACAGACGACCAACUGGAACGGAAGGGACUGUGGCAAGGAGCUCGAAGCGCGCACAUUUCGUGCAUACCUUGCGGCGGGCACAUUAAAGCCACUGGCGGGGCCGAAGGUCACGACCGCGACGAAAACGGAGACCGAAGCAGCUCGUGGUCCAAGUUUCCGAAAUCGAUUUCGGGGAGUAGUGGUAGCAGGAGCGGACGGAGAGGAGACGCCGCUGACGACGGCAAGGACAUCGAAGCGGCGAUCCGCGUGCGCACCGCGGACUUCGACACGAAGAGCGAGAACCACUAUGUGGUCGUGAUCCACGGGACGUUCGACGCGCCACCGCCGGACGGCGCGCCGACGUGGUACCAACCGCCGGCGCCCGGCGAGCAAAACUUUUGCCGGAAGCUGAGCCGGCUGCUCGCGCUGGGACCCAUCGGCGAGGAUGCCAUCUGGCGCGACCUGCCGUGCUCCGCGCUCCCGGGAAUCCCGUACCCGUUCCACUGGGACGGCACCAACACGCACGCCGGCCGCGUAACCGCCGCGAUGAAGGUGAGUGGGAGGAACGAGAAGGACGGUGAGCGGAGGAGGGAAGGAAAGGGGGAGUACAUGGCGAAGUUGGGGCGGCGGUCAAAGAACGAGUGGCACCCGGCGGUGGCGAGGCAGUUUUGGGCGGCACACAGGCGGAGCUACGAGCUGAUCAAGAAGUGGCGGCGCAUCGACAUGCGCGGCUCGUGGUGGCGUUUUUUUCCCCUCCUCAUAGUGUUCCGAGGGUUCAACGGGCAGAGAGCGAGCGGAGUGAAGGAGAGCUACCCGUGGGCGUACCAGCAGUGGCUGGACUCGCUGCUGCGCCUGCCAGCGGUGCGGCAGCGGCGCUUCCUGGCGUUCCGCCACGCCACCUCGCCCAUCACCAACGCCCUCGGCGCCCUCGUCUUCCUCGGCACGCCCUUCUACAUCAAAAAGUGGCAGAGCAAUGGCUUUAUCUGGCUCUCCGUGUCCACGGUGCUCAAUGUGGUGCUGCUCUAUGUCUUCAUUCUCGUCUACACGUCCAUCUGGCAAAUCAUCGUGCUGCUGAUUGCUGGCCGCCCCGAAGACUUCUAUGGCCAGAGUGCGCCUCCUUUCGUCAUAGCCACUGGAAUCAUGCUUCUCAUCAAUGUCAAGCAAGUCAUGGAUGUUCUGCGCACCACAGUGUUCUACAGUGGCAAUCUCUACCACAAGCCGAGCUUUGAUUGGUCGCCAGCCAUGUCUGCUCUCGUCAUUCAUGCCGGCAAGCUCGAUGAGGCCAGUCUAGCUCUAUCCAUGGAGCCAAUCACGCGCGCUUACGUCUUCCCCCACCUGACAAAACUCCUGAAGCAGACCCCCUGGGCGCCCUUCCCCAAGCCUCCCACGCGCUACGCACGCCAGGUGGACUGGUGGGCCUUUUUCUUCCACUGCGCCAUCAUUUUCGUGUGGGACACACUCUUCUUUCUUCCAGCCGCCAUCAUGUCCGUCUGCUCGCACAUCAUCGCGCCCAUCGUGACUGGCUCGCUCCAGAAGAUGAUUGUCACCGUCAGCUUCGGGCUGUCGCCUGGCGAUUUGAACUAUGCGUACAUUUACGUGGAUGAGCACUUGGAUCUGGAUUUGGCUACUCAGCAAGUUGACCACUGGAACGUCCAGAAACUGCUGGCAGAGGCGAAGACCAAGUCGCUCAAGGGAGAGUUGAUGCCCGGCUAUGAGGACGACACAGUGGAGCAACCCGAGUGGCUGGAACCCGUAUUGCAGUCGCCCCGCCCGCCCUCACACCUGCACUCUCCACAUGAAGCAACACCAACAGGAGCAGCAGAAUCAGCAGCGGCUGCUUCUGCUGGUUCUCCCGUUGAUCCCUCAACCUCUCCCCUCGGCACGCAGCAGACUCAGGGCGCGUUCGGGAGACCAUGGAACAGGAAGGGAGCCAGGGGCGGGCGGCUGACAACGCUGGCUGCAGUGGCGGAGGCAGUAGUAGAAGCAAAUGAAAGGGGGUUGAGUUUCGGGUCACCUGAGAGGGAACCACAGGCAGGAGCAUCUGUAGGGGUGCAUGAGAGGGAGGGGGUAGGAGCAGCAGCAAGGGGCUAUCAGGCAGGUGAGACUGCAGCAGAAUGGUCUGAGCAAGCCCAGGCAGGGGUAGGCGCGGGGAGGGGAGGAGGAGAGGGGAGAGAGGCGGAGGGGCGUGUGGUUAUGGGAGGGGUUGCAGAACGGGUGGUGCAGAAGGGGGGGAGUGGGGGAGAGGAAGAGUGGUUUGAUGCACCCGAAGGAGAGUGGGAGGGAAGGGGGGGGAAAAGCCCGCAGAAGCAACAGACGCAGCAGAAGCCGCAGAAGCAGCAGAAGUUGUUGAGAAAUGUCAGCUUGGACCGACCAGAGGAGGAGCAGCAGAGCCUGGAACGAGCGGCUGAAUUUCUGGCUGGCUUAAACUCGCCUCCAGUGCCAUCUCCAUCGCCUCUACCCCGGCCGCUGCCACACGCGCCUCCAGCCUUCUCGCCUCACGCAGCAGGCCUCCCCACCUUGUCUGUUCCUGGUGUUCCUGGGGGUUCUUCAACAACUCGUGCUGGCGACCCAGCCCAUUCCACGGCGGACGAAGCUUCUGGGAAGGUGCAUGACGAUGCUUCUGCAUCAGCAGCAGCCGCAGCAGCCGCAGCAGCCACGUCCGUGCCAGAAGCACCGGCUGAAAGUGGAAAAGAGAAGCUAGUGUACGAGUUCCUGUGGGACGACCAGGAGCUGGCAGUGAUGGCAGAACAAUCACAGACCUUCCAGCGGCUCAAGUCCCAAAUGAACAAAAUCGGGCGCAACCCGCGGCUGAGCGAGCGCGAGUUUGAGCGGCAGUUGCAGCAGCUGUGUGUCAUGAUUGAGGAACGAAUGGGAGAGCUCACCGGGCGUUUCGACUUGAAUCACGGGGCGUAUUUCCGUGACCCGCGCAUCCUGCGUGUCAUUGCGCAUUUCAUUGAGAAAAGGGAGCUGCCGGAGUGGUCCAAAGGGAUUGACGGGGAUAUCUGGCGGUGGAACGAGAAUCUGGCUAAGAUCCAGUCAAAGCAGCUGCAGCAGAUGGCCAUGGGGGGUGGUGGGGCCGGAGCGGGAGGACCGGGAAAUUCGGGAGGUUCGGGAGGUUUGGGAGGUUCGGGAGGGAAGGUAGGAGAGAGCUCGUCAAGAGAGAAGGAGGGUUCUGGCGGCUCUAGUGGUGCCGCGAAGCUGAGGUCUCUGAUUAAGAGCAUGCGAGGAGGGAGCGGGAGGGAAGGAGCAGCAGCAGGAUCAGCAGCAGCAGGGAUGGGAACGUGUGACGGAUGGGAUGUGAAGCUGCAACAUUAG